AUGCGCAAGAGGUCUGCCCCACUGCUACUGGCGCUGUCCGUUUCCCGGAGACCUUUCGAAGUUGCGGCGGUUCGGGCAAUGUCGCUUGAUGUGGCCGACUUUCCCGCACGAGUAGCACGUAAGCGUGGACUGGUUGCGUGCACGCUGUUCCACCACACCGGGCUCUAUGGGAGAAGGACCGUUGGUGCGGUAGAAACCUUGAAAGUUCUGCCUGUGCUCGUGCCUGCUGUUGCUGCUGCGCUUGUUGCUGUGACUGCUGUCGCGCCUGCUGUUCUGCUCGCUCUUCCUGCCUUUGCCUUUGCUGCUGAUCCAGUUGCCUCAGGAGCAGCUGCUGCCUCCGUUGCUGUGCCUCUUGCUGUGCAUGCUGCUGUGCUGCUUCUUGCUCCUCCUGCCGCUGCCUUGCCUGUUGCAGAAGCAGCAGCUGCUGUGAGGCCUUUCCCCAAGCCUGUCCCCAUGCCUGUUCCCAUGCCUGUCCCCAUGCCUGUCCCCAUGCCUGUUCCCAUGCCUCUCCCCAUGCCUGUUCCCACGCCUGCCUCCAUGCCUGUCCCCAUACCUAUACCCAUGCCUGUACCCAUGCCUGUACCCAUGCCUGUACCCAUGCCUGUACCCAUGCCUGUUCCCAUGCCUGUCCCCAUGCCUGUCCCUAUUCCUGUUCCAAGGCCUGUCCCCAUGCCUGUUCCCACGCUUGCCUCCAUGCCUGUCCCCAUACCUGUACCCAUGCUUGUACCCAUGCCUGUACCCAUGCCUGUACCCAUGCCUGUUCCCAUGCCUGUCCCCAUGCCUGUCCCCAUGCCUGUUCCCAUGCCUGUCCCCAUGCCUGUACCCAUGCCUGUACCCAUGCCUGUACCCAUGCCUGUUCCCAUGCCUGUCCCCAUGCCUGUCCCCAUGCCUGUUCCCAUGCCUGUCCCCAUGCCUGUUCCCACGCCUACCUCCAUGCCUGUCCCCAUACCUGUACCCAUUACUGUACCCAUGCCUGUACCCAUGCCUACUCCCAUCUCUUCAUCCAUCCCCAUACCCCCCCUCAUGGCCACUCUUCUAUCUUCGUCAUCCCUCCUCUCUUCUCCAUCACAACUUGUCUCAUCCGUUCUCUCUUCAUCCUCUCUAGAGGCACCACUACCCUCUAUACGCUCUGCCUUGCCUUCUGCUCCCCUUUUUUUUUUCCUCCCUUCCCCCUCCCUUUUCCUCUCUUCCCCUUCCCUUGUCCUCCCUUCCCCCUCUUUUCUGCUGUCUUCCCUCUCCCUUAUCCCCCCUUCUCCCACCCAUCUCCUCCCCUCUCCUUCCCCUUCCCUUAUUCUCCCCCACUCUUCCCCGCAUCCUUCCUUCUCCUGCUCUUCUCCUUCCCCUACCCAUAUCCUUACUUGUCCUGCCCGACGCCUGCUGACAUGGCAACGACAGGUGAUGACGCGACCUGGCGUGUGUCAAGGAGAGGGAAAGCAGUUGGAAGAGGGGGAAAGGGUGGAGGAGGAGGAGGAGGAGGAGGAGGAGGAGGAGGAGGAGGAGGAGGAGGAUGAGGAGGAGGAGGAGGAGGAGGAGGAGGAGGAGGAGGAGGAGGAGGAGGAGGAGGAGGAGGAGGAGGAGGAGGAGGAGGAGGCUAGCUGA
Closterium sp. NIES-65 is the source of this 1599-nucleotide messenger RNA. The record is from the annotation of a GenBank genome assembly. Lineage: Eukaryota; Viridiplantae; Streptophyta; Zygnematophyceae; Desmidiales; Closteriaceae.